Molecule: messenger RNA, 1287 nt
Organism: Amorphotheca resinae ATCC 22711
Lineage: Eukaryota; Fungi; Ascomycota; Leotiomycetes; Helotiales; Amorphothecaceae
Exons: 3
Coding region: 1-1287 (428 amino acids)
Biological process (GO): molybdate ion transport
Molecular function (GO): molybdate ion transmembrane transporter activity
Source: RefSeq, a predicted model, not a curated record
AUGUCUAAGAUCCGCCGCUUGCACGCAAACAAUGUCGCGACGCUUCGAAAAUCCCCCCUAUCCGAGAUCUCGGGCUCGUUGGGCGAUCUCGGGACUCUGCUACCCCUCAUGAUCACUCUGGCGGUCAAUAACUCGAUUUCCUUGUCCACGACCCUCGUCCUCUCGGGCUUGUGGAAUAUCCUGACGGGCGUAUUCUUUGGGAUCCCCCUCCCGGUCCAGCCUAUGAAGGCCAUCGCCGCCGUCGCCAUCUCGAGGAAGUUCUCCGUCGAAGAGACCGUCUCGGCCGGUUUCACCACGGCCGGCGUCGUCUUCCUCUUCAGCAUCACGGGCCUUCUGCAGUGGUUCACCCACGUGAUCCCCACUCCCGUCGUGAAAGGGAUCCAAGUGGGCGCAGGACUCUCCCUCGUCAUAUCCGCCGGCACCAGUCUCCUCCAGCCUCUCGGAUGGAGCCAACCCUCAGCCGCCGACAACCUGCCCUGGGCCAUCUUCGCCUUCCUGAGCCUCCUGCUCACGCAGGGCUCCCCACGCGUUCCUUACGCCCUCCUGAUCUUCCUCCUCGGGCUCCUCCUCUCCUUCACGCUCGCCGGGAGUGCCAAUCUGCCCUCCUUCCAGCUCUGGCGUCCCCACUUCAUCCUCCCCUCCUGGCCCGCCUUCCGCACCGGCGCCCUCGACGCCGGACUCGGCCAAAUCCCCCUCACGACGCUGAACUCCAUCAUCGCCGUGCACCACCUCUCCGCGGACCUACUGCCGCACCUGCCCACACCAAGCGUAUCAUCCAUCGGGCUCAGCGUCGCCAUCAUGAACCUCAUCGGCGGCUGGUUCGGCGCCAUGCCAGUCUGUCACGGGUCGGGCGGGCUCGCCGCACAGUUCCGCUUCGGCGCGCGCAGCGGGGCUAGCGUGAUGCUUCUCGGCCUAUUCAAGAUCCUGCUCGGCGUCAUGUUCGGCGAGUCGCUCGUCCAGCUGCUACGCGCAUACCCCAAGAGCCUGCUCGGUAUCAUGGUGCUAGCCGCCGGUCUCGAACUCGCCAAGGUAGGCGAGAGUUUGAACCACGGGGCGCGAGACUUAGACCUCGGUGAUGAAAGUACUAGUACUAGUCCCGAACACCAGCAGCAGAGAGAACUCUCGGAGAAAGAAAGAAAAGAGAGAUGGAAUGUGAUGUUCAUGACGGUGGGCGGUCUGCUAGCGUUUCGGAAUGAUGGGGUGGGCUUCGUGGCCGGGCUUGGAGACAGAGGGGCAGGGGAGAGGAGGAAGUGGGCUUGUUGGUUGAUGAUGAAUGAUGAUGAAUGA